This is a messenger RNA of Saccharomycodes ludwigii, 1197 nucleotides long. It is a transcript of the gene SLM3, whose product is annotated as tRNA-5-taurinomethyluridine 2-sulfurtransferase. The record is from RefSeq and is a predicted model, not a curated record. The coding region runs from base 1 to 1197 and encodes 398 amino acids. Gene Ontology annotation, cellular component: mitochondrion. Gene Ontology annotation, molecular function: sulfurtransferase activity. NCBI's taxonomy places the organism in Eukaryota, Fungi, Ascomycota, Saccharomycetes, Saccharomycodales, Saccharomycodaceae. The transcript has a single exon. Gene Ontology annotation, biological process: tRNA wobble position uridine thiolation.
AUGUCAUCAGGAGUAGAUUCCUCGGUCUGCGCAGCUCUUUUUGCCAAAUCUGGUAUAUAUAAAAAUGUUAAAGGGAUAUACAUGCAAAAUUGGGGUCAAGACUCUGAACCUGAACUACUAAUAAACGAUCAUAAUAGACCAUGUUAUGAAAAAGAUUGGAAGGAUGUGAUGAAAGUGGCCGAUUUUUUGCAAAUACCGGUGGAAAAAGUUAAUUUCUCCAAUGAUUAUUGGCUUGAUGUUUUUGAACCAAUGAUAGAAAACUACGAAUUAGGAUUAACACCAAACCCAGAUAUUGGAUGUAAUAGAUACAUUAAGUUUGGUAAAUUAAUUGAUUAUUUGGAUAAUAAGUACAAAGAUGAACCAUACUAUUUGGUAACUGGCCAUUAUGCAAGAGUGUUAGAAAGCAGCAGUAACGGUAAUAAGUAUGAUUUAUAUCGAGGAUAUUACAGGAAAAAAGAUCAAAGUUAUUAUUUAUCACAAAUUAAUGGGUCUAUUUUAUCUAAAUUAAUAUUGCCUAUAGGACACCUAACUAAACCAGAGGUUAGGGAAUGGGCUAAUCUAAUGAAUUUGCCAACUGCAAACAAGCCAGACUCUCAAGGUAUCUGUUUUGUAAAUAAUUCUCAAUCGAAGGGAAAUUUUUCCAAAUUUUUAGAAUCCUAUAUAUCAGAUUCGAAAUCCAAAAAAUCUAACGGUGGUAAUAUAAUAACAAUAGAUCCUGAAACUGGUGCAAAGAAAGUAUGGGGACAGCAUAAUGGGUUGUGGUCAUAUACUAUUGGACAAAAAAUAAAUCAUAUAUCAUUGCCACAAGGUGAUCCAAAAUAUAAAGGACAAUGGUUUGUUGGUAAGAAACUGAAAAACACAAAUGAAAUUGUUAUAGUUAAAGGUAGGAAUAAUCCUUCGUUGUUUCAUAAUAUCGUUAAAGUUAAAGAUUUCGAAUUUAUUCACAAACAUAGCAAUUUUGCCGACUUUUUAUCAACUUAUUCUAUUGACAAUUUAAAUAUACAAUAUAGGUCAUUACAAACGCCAAAUAUUAAAAUUGAAAAUCUUAAAUUGUUAGAGUCGGUUGAUUCUAAUAAUAAACAAGAUACAGUUAUCGAAGUAACAUUGAAAGAUAAGCAAAGGGCUAUGGUACCUGGUCAAUACUGUUGUAUAUACGAAAACGAUAAAGUUAUUGGUAGCGGCAUCAUUACAGAAUGA